Messenger RNA from Mus pahari (shrew mouse), 783 nucleotides. RefSeq names its product tetratricopeptide repeat domain 32 (gene Ttc32). Gene Ontology annotation, molecular function: protein binding. NCBI's taxonomy places the organism in Eukaryota, Metazoa, Chordata, Mammalia, Rodentia, Muridae. The record is from RefSeq and is a predicted model, not a curated record. The transcript is spliced from 3 exons. Bases 64 to 510 code for a protein of 148 amino acids.
CUUUAGCCAAUGAAGUCCCGUGAGCGGUAGCUGUGGUUCCGCUUCCACCCGGGCGAGGCGGUCAUGGCCGUGCGGCCGGGCCGAGAGGGCGGAGAGAGCGCGGCCGCCCUGGCCAUGGCGCAGGCUCGCUUCGCCAGGGGCGAGUUUGCCGAGGCCGGGGAGCUGUACUCCGCCUUCAUUGGCCAGUGCGCGCGUCACGGGAGCAAAUGUAGCCCCGAGGAUUUGGCCACCGCAUAUAACAACAGGGGGCAAACCAAGUACUUCAGCGUUGAUUUUUAUGAAGCCAUGGACGACUACACAUCUGCGAUAGAAAUCCUGCCCAGCUUUGAAGUUCCCUAUUACAACAGAGGCUUGAUACGCUACAGGCUGGGGUAUUUUGACGAAGCUUUGGAAGAUUUCAAGAAGGCACUAGACCUCAAUCCUGGAUUUCAAGAUGCUGUUUUGAGCUUAAAACAGACCAUUUUAGACAAAGAAGAAAAGCAAAGACGAAAUGCCGAGAAAAGUUACUGAAACCUUUUAGCUUAUUGAGAUUUUUAACUCAAGAUCCUUAAAUCUGCAUUUGAUUGGCUCUAAAAUAGGCACAGAACUAUUUUGAUUAUAUGUAAGAGACUGAAUUUUAGAAGUGAAAGUAAAAUAAUGUGCUUAUUAAUUUUAAGAAAGAUCAUAUUUGAUAGGUCUCUUAAUAGAGUAAAUAAAUGAUACCAGUGUAUAAAUGUAUGCUAUUACAGCAAAAUAUUUAAAUCAAUAUGUAUUAUUUUAAAUAAAGGUUUUAUUUUUACCACA